AUGGCCUCCCACGCCGCGCCCGCCGCCGCCGCCGCCGCCCGCAAGCCCGGCCAGCCCGAGAAGAAGUACAAGUGCCAGUUCUGCAACCGCGCCUUCAGCAGGAGCGAGCACCGCAGUCGCCACGAGCGCUCUCACACCAAGGAACGCCCGUUCAAAUGCCUCAAGUGCCGCAGCACCUUUGUGCGCCGCGACCUGCUGCUGCGCCACGACCGCACCGUCCACGCAAAAGACGGCGGCGCUCCUCUGCCCAGCGAGCAAAAGCGCCGCGCCAGCAACAAGGCCAGCGACGCCGCCACCCCCGGCCCCUCCAAGGGCGCCCUGCCCCUCGACACGCCCGCGCUCGACCAGCUCGACGCCAGCGAGGACGGCAUGGUCGACGUCGACAUCGAGACCGCCGCCAUGCUGAUGACCGACUUCCACCACAAGGCCAUGGCCAGCCAGGAGCCCGACAUGGCCCUCGACCAGCAUCCAGCCCCCGUCAUCUCGCCCACCGGGCCCCAGCACAUGGAGCCCUCGGCGCCCCAGGUCCCCUACACCGCCCCGGGCCAGAACAUGCUACCGCAGAUGCCCUGGCGCGACUCGAUGGUGCCCCAGCCAGAGCCCGAGUCGCUGCAGAAGACACACUCGGCCUUCCACCCCCACAGUCACCUCGCCCCCAUGAUGGAGCGCACCAUGUCCGGCAACACGGCCCUCGCACCCACCUUCCCCUCGAUGAGCGAGAACAACCUCGGCACACCCAGCGCGCUCUCGCCGUACCCAUCCAUGCUUGGCCCUGUCUCGCCCGUCGACUACCGCAAGUCUCCAGGCCCCAGCCAGGCGCUGACCAUGACCAGCGCACCCCAGCUUGAGUCGGAGGAGCAGUGCCGCAGAAUCUACGACAACAUCAAGCAGUACGACAGCGAGAACGCGCUCUUGGACACGUUCCACCUGCCGAGCUUGAACACACUCAACCGUCUGCUCAAGACAUACUUUGACCUCUUUCACCACCACCUGCCCUUUCUGCACCCGGCGACUUUCCACCCAACCGAAGUGGCUGCGCCGCUACUCUUGGCUGUGCUAUCUAUCGGCGCCCUCUACAUCUUCGAUCAAGACCAGGCCUACAUGCUGCACAUUGGCUCCAAGGUUCUCGUCAACCAGUUUCUGCAGAACAAAGAGAACUUCAGCUCGCGCAAGUGCCCCUUGUGGACAAUGCAGAGCACCCUGCUCAACAUGCAAUUCUCCAGCUGGAGCGGCGAUCCAAAGGGUCUUGAGUGGGCCUGCUCGAUCAAGAGUCUUCUCGCAAACAUGGUUGCAGGCAACCGCUACGAGCUGAAGAUCCGCUCAGAAGCUCGCGAGGGUGCGCAGCCGAGCCACCAAGAGUGGAUCGAGGAUGAGCAGUGUCGCCGCACGUACUACGCAGUCUACAUCUUCUUCGGUCUCCUAACGUUGACCUACAACCACACGCCGGCCAUGGGCUUCAACGAAUUUGACACACUGGAGCUGCCGUCUUCAGAGUCGCUUUGGACCAUGGGCGGUGACGACGAGGAGGCGUGGCGCGAGGCCCUUGCAACAUCGAAGAUCAUCACCUUCCGCCAGGCGCACGACAACCUGUUCCAGGGCGAGACAGCGCGUUACAGCGCGUUCGCGACUCGUGUCAUGAUCAAUGCUUUGUUCCUGGAGGUGUGGUAUCACAAGCGUAGCCCAGAAGCCCUGCAGGACGUCGUUACUGAGUACAAGCUUCGCCUGGCGCUCGAAACCUGGGAGAAGUCACUUGACUUGUGCGAGCCAGAGACUGUCGUGGUUCGUCUGAGCGCGCCUCACAAAGGCCAUCCCCUGAUCUUCAAUGCCAUGGCGCUGUACCGUAACACGCGAGCUCGUCUGGUGGUCGACUUGAAGUCAAUCCAGGAGGCUCUUCGCUACCACGAUUCCUAUGAAGUCGCAGCAGCUAUGACCAACGCGCGCGACAAGGUCCAACGCUCGCAAGAAAUGAUCAAGGUCAUUCAAGAAUGCUUUGACUGCAUCGAAGUCGCGGCUGUGCAAGGUAUACGCUGGGUUGCACGCACUUCAGCCACCAACUGGAGCAUCGAGCACCCACUCGCUGGGAUGGACCUUGUGGUCAUCCUCACCCUUUGGCUUUACCGCCUGGAACACGACGAGGAGCCCGCCAAUGAGGAAGAAUUGGCCAUGUACAACAAGCUGCGCAACUUGUUUGACGAUGACUCUGUCGAUGUGUAUGGUGCCAAGUUGAGCUCCACUGUCGCGCGCCUGUGGGGAAGUAUGAUUGACGAGGUGGUUGUAUGGGGCAUCACCAAGCUUAUGGGUGAGGCCUUCAAACUCCACUCACAAGCCCUUGUUGGCUACGAGGACGCAAUGUCCUCCAGAUCCGGCUCUGCCUCGCCGCUAACAGCCGGCGCCGUUCAGGUGCUCGAGAUGCAGAUGGCCUACUAG
This is a messenger RNA of Ascochyta rabiei, 2427 nucleotides long. RefSeq lists its product as uncharacterized. Gene Ontology annotation, biological process: DNA-templated transcription; regulation of transcription by RNA polymerase II. The coding region runs from base 1 to 2427 and encodes 808 amino acids. The record is from RefSeq and is a predicted model, not a curated record. The transcript is spliced from 3 exons. NCBI's taxonomy places the organism in Eukaryota, Fungi, Ascomycota, Dothideomycetes, Pleosporales, Didymellaceae. Gene Ontology annotation, cellular component: chromatin. Gene Ontology annotation, molecular function: zinc ion binding; RNA polymerase II cis-regulatory region sequence-specific DNA binding; DNA-binding transcription factor activity, RNA polymerase II-specific.